CUGCAAAUCUGCCUCGGCAAACAAGGAGAUUUCUGUGCUGGAGGAGGAGGAAAUUUUAUUUAUACCUCGGGAGGUGUUUCCGCAGUGAGCCGCAGGACGGCGGCGGGCGCAGGGUCCGCGAGCCGCGCCGAAAGAUGCCAGCGAGCCUCUCCACGGCGCUGCGCGUGGUGGGGACCAGCCUCUUCGCCCUGGCGGUGCUGGGGGGCAUCCUGGCCGCCUACGUCACCGGCUACCAGUUCAUCCACACGGAGAAGCACUACCUCUCCUUCGGGCUGUACGGCGCCAUCCUGGCGCUGCACCUCUUCAUCCAGAGCCUCUUCGCCUUCCUGGAGCACCGGCGCAUGCGGGGCGCGGGGCAGCCGGGGCGCCCGGGCCGCUCCGUGGCCCUCUGCAUCGCUGCCUACCAGGAGGACCCCGACUACCUGAAGAAGUGCCUGCGCUCCGCCAAGCGCAUCGCCUUCCCCGGCCUCAAAGUGGUCAUGGUGGUGGACGGCAACGGCCCCGACGAUGCCUACAUGCGGGACAUCUUCCACGAGGUCAUGGGCUCCGAGCGGGCCGGCAGCUACGUCUGGAGGAGCAACUUCCACGCGCGGGGCGAGGGGGAGACGGAGGCCGGGCUGCGGGAGGGGCUGGCGCGGGUCCAGGCGCUGGUGCGCGGCACCACCUACUCCUGCGUCCUGCAGAAGUGGGGCGGGAAGCGCGAGGUGAUGUACACGGCCUUCCGGGCGCUCGGCGACUCCGUCGACUACAUCCAGGUGUGUGACUCAGACACGGUGCUGGACCCCGCCUGCACCACCGAGAUGCUCCGCGUCCUGGAGGCCGACCCCCGCGUCGGCGGCGUCGGCGGCGACGUCCAGAUCCUGAACAAGUACGACUCGUGGAUCUCCUUCCUGAGCAGCGUGCGCUACUGGAUGGCCUUCAACGUGGAGCGCGCCUGCCAGUCCUACUUCGGGUGCGUGCAGUGCAUCAGCGGGCCCCUGGGCAUGUACCGCAACGCCCUCCUGCAGCACUUCCUCGAGGACUGGUACCACCAGACCUUCCUGGGCAGCAAGUGCAGCUUCGGGGACGACCGGCACCUGACGAACCGCGUCCUCAGCCUGGGCUACCAGACCAAGUACACGGCCCGCUCCAAGUGCCUGACGGAGACGCCCACCCGCUACCUGCGCUGGCUCAACCAGCAGACCCGCUGGAGCAAGUCCUACUUCCGCGAGUGGCUCUACAAUGCCCUGUGGUUCCACAAGCACCACCUCUGGAUGACCUACGAGUCCGUGGUGACCGGCUUCUUCCCCUUCUUCCUCAUCGCCACCGUGAUCCAGCUCUUCUACCGCGGGCGUAUCUGGAACAUCCUCCUCUUCCUCCUGACGGUGCAGCUGGUGGGCAUCAUCAAGGCCACGUACGCCUGCUUCCUCCGGGGCAACGCCGAGAUGAUCUUCAUGUCCCUCUAUGCCCUGCUCUACAUGUCCAGCCUGCUGCCCGCCAAGAUGUUCGCCAUCGCCACCAUCAACAAGUCGGGCUGGGGCACGUCGGGGCGCCGGACCAUCGUGGUCAACUUCGUGGGGCUGCUGCCGGUGUCGGUGUGGGUGGCCGUGCUGCUGGGCGGGCUGGCCUACACCGCCUACAGCCAGGACCUCUUCAGCGAGACCGAGGUGGCCUUCCUCGUCUCAGGCGCCAUCCUCUACGCCUGCUACUGGGUGGCCCUGCUCAUGCUCUACCUGGCCAUCGUGGCCCGGCGCUGCGGUAAGCGGCAGGAGCAGUGCGGGCUGGCCUUCGCCGAGGUGUGAGCGCGGGGCGCGGGAGGGGCGCACGGCUCCUGUCUUGCUGCUGUGUUUUUUUUU
Messenger RNA from Rhea pennata, 1835 nucleotides. It is a transcript of the gene HAS3, whose product is annotated as hyaluronan synthase 3. Gene Ontology annotation, cellular component: plasma membrane. The transcript has 4 exons. Lineage: Eukaryota; Metazoa; Chordata; Aves; Rheiformes; Rheidae. Gene Ontology annotation, molecular function: hyaluronan synthase activity. Gene Ontology annotation, biological process: hyaluronan biosynthetic process; extracellular matrix assembly. The coding region runs from base 135 to 1781 and encodes 548 amino acids. The record is from RefSeq and is a predicted model, not a curated record.